CGAGGGUGUGGAAGCCGUUUCAUAUCCGCCGCUCUAGCUUCCCGCCCCGAAAAAAACAAAACAAAUAAGUCGAGGGGCUUUUGUCGUCUUGGUUGGUCAUCACGGUGAUUUGACUGGUGCUGGUUAACCACCCGGCUUCUUCAGGAAUCAGCCCUGUUUGUGGCCCCCUCCACGAUUUCUUUGUCACGCUUCCACAGUCCAGUCAUCCCCUGCCGUUGGUUUCUUAGCAACGUCGAUCGCGGGCUUCUCCCGCAGCCAGUCAGGUCUGAUCGCGCGCUCAAGCUCCAAGCCCAUUCUUGUGAAGUUUGCCAAUGGCGGGGCGAGAACUCCAGCAAAUGAGUGGCGAGAAGAGAUCCUCAGCCAACUUCUCAAGCCAAAUUCACUGGCUACUCAAAUAAGGCAUCGCGUGCUCCACGCUGUGACAGGGAAGGAAGCUCAUUUUUGUUUUCUCGCUCGGUCCGUCAACCUUUGAAAUUGUCAGCUUCUUUUCACACAGGCGCCACCGCAUUCCUUCUUAUUGAGAUAUGAUUUCACCUAUUUAUUUAUCCCUUUAUCCAUCUAUUUGCUACCGCUGAGCUGAUACGUAUGUAUCGCUCCGUAUGCUGACAAUGGCGGGGUUCGAAAUAGUGAACAAUCCCAGACUCCAACCACCGCGGGCACUCGAGGUAUCCAACGAGACAUUCUGACGGGACAAACACACAGCACGAAAUUCAUUUCACUCUCCUGGAGAUGUUUUAUAUAGGUCAACAGAUACUGACUACUUGGGCGGGAGCCAUUGCAUAAUAUUUAUUUAUUUCUAACUGACACUGCAGUGACACCUCGCGAGGAUCUCAUCUUAGCUGAUGGUGGGACGCACGGCCACGUUGACUCUGGUGAUUUACUCAAAUAUCCUGUUGUCAACUCCACGCACCCCCAUUUUGAUGCACGAGGAUACCUGGCUCUGGACGCAGCAACCUUCAUUUUCUUGACAGGAUUUUUCAGGCUCGCAAAUCAAACUAUGCGGCGAGAGACAUGUCACCUUUUCAAGUCGGGAUGAGUUAAUGCCAGUGUGUAGCUAACCACUCUACGGUAAUCACCUCCCGCCAAAUCGCCGUCUUUCUAUGUAUGGCGUUUUGUACCCUAGGCUUUCAACCGCUCAUACUAUAGGGUCACCACAAUUUUCUCGCACUGGUUACUUCGUCGGUUAACACCGCGGGAAACGGUCGACUUGCGUAUCCUUGUCGAUCGGGAUAUUGGGCCUAUGAAGAUUCUUUUAUCUCCGUCUGUCUGUCUGUAGACAUUUAUGUCUUGGCUUGUUCCUCUUGGACCAUUAUUAAUGGCUGCUACUAGUCAAUGACUCUUAUUCCUAGCACACACAUUGGAAUGAAAAUCCCACAUCGUUGAUAUUAUUCCAGCCGCGGGAGUACCCCACACCGUCUUGCGGAAGUGGUGGCCGGUGAUGAAAAUGAUGGAUCAGGCCCCGUGGCGGACUUAGCUAGGUUUCUCUGAUUCUGAGCAGUACCAGAACAUCAAUUUAUAUAUUUUGACUUCUACAGCCUGUUAUUGUGUUCUGAAUGAUGGUGAUGGAUGUGAGACGAUAUCCUUCAGACUGGAGUGAAAACCACAAUUUCCGGCGAUGUGUUAUUGACCCGUUUGAAAAUGACAGCAUUGCGUGUGGUGACAGCGAUGGACAAUUCUUGAUGUUUUUUAUGCCACGAUAGACUUAUCUGUGUAGCGCGAUAAACGAGGCAAACCGGCCACUUUUUCGGUGGGAAGAAGCGUUGUUGAGAUUUUUUUUUUUUCAUUGGGGGGGGGGCCUAUUGUUAAUUCCACGCACUGCCCGAAUUUACCCACGCCGCGGACCUCAUGAGAAUCUGGUUCCUAUAAUUUCAUCCUCCGCAUUGGUUAACUGGCCACCACCAUCAUCACCUUUUGCUUUGCAUUUCCUGUCUUUUCUCUUUUCUCCCAUCACUGCUGAUAUCUCGUGGGGAGCCCAAGCCAGGUAGAACACGAUAGAAUUAAUAAUGGCAUUCGCGGGUUUUUCUUAACCGCCACCAGCUUGCGUUUAUUCCAUGCCGCGAUCAACCAAUAUCUUGAGGCUCACAGGCUCAAUGGGAAGCGACUCUUGUCCUCUGCUUGGGGUUGAUUAUUCCUCCUUGCCACCGUGAAACAAAGUUAUAGGCGAUUUUGACACAAAAAAAAACAAAAAGAGGACCCAAAACAUUCACAUUUUCACCAGAGGCCCAUUCAGUCAGUUCACUGGGGUGACCAUCCGGAGACAGUUCGCUGUGCGAGUAUCUCUGCUGCUCCUCCCGUCCACAUUUUAUUUCAAGCAAGAGCCGGAAUUAUAUAGUCUAAGCAAUUCUUACUGGACUUCAACGCUUGCUGAGCUGUACGCUACUUGGUGCUUGGGGGAGGAUUUGCUGCGGUCGUCCGCCAGCUUUUUAUGAAUUUUUCCCACCCGGAUCCCGCCAUCGCACUAAGAUUACGGGCCAUCGUCGUGAUCGCUUCCAUCCACGCACCUCCCCCGAUUUCCACCACACCACGCUCUCUCCACUUGCACCUCGCCUUCCUCGUCCUUCUCGCAUCGACUGGGGAGCGCUACACAGCACCACGCCUUGCCAUCAACUAAACAGCGCAGACGGUGCAGCGGUUGGAUCUGUUCUAUGUCUGUAGCCCAGUAUCCCUUCACCUUACCAGGCUGGUCAGACACGGGGUGUUAAUCUAUCAACCCACCAUUCGUCGAAACUCCUUGGCCGCCAAAGCAACCAAAUUCACCUCUUCACCAUCCCCAACUUUAACAGCCACUUCAACAUCUAGGGAGCAAGCGAUCGCCGUUUCUCUCUGAUAUUCAUUAAUUUUCACAUCCUCGCUACUAACGCAAUUUCGGCACUUAAAUACUGUAAAACUAAGUCAUAUCCACCCCUUUGUCGUUCACUUUUCGAUCAUGGCUCCCCAUGACGAUGAGGACAUCAAGGCGGAAGCAGUAGCCGAAGCUGUGACUGCCAUGCAAAUCAAGCACGAUAAUUCAACAGACAGCUCCUCAGCCGAUAAUAUCCUAACACCAGAUGCUACAAACGGCCUUGCAAAUGGUUUGGCGUCUCUCUCGAAACCUAGCCCCACUAAAAGUCUUUCCAAGUCAAAAUCUCAAAGCGAGGCCAGCUCUCCCAGCGAGAAAGAUGAAGACGAGGAACCAAAGGAGAAAGUUCCUGGUUCCAUAACCGUCAAACUAGAACCGGGUCAGCCACCAAAGCUGUCUCGUACUGCUUCGCAGAAAGUAGUUUCUCGACCAGCACAACUCUUCAACCAUCUAGCAGACUGUACUGCCGAAGCUACGUCCACAUUUCAACUCAUAGAUGACUGCACGUAUGCCAGUAAAUAUAUGGGUUAUACGGAGCAUGCUAUGGAAUGCGACUGUACAGAAGAGUGGGAUCCGGUGGCUGCCAAAAAUGGAGCCUGCGGAGAAGACUCAGAUUGCAUCAAUCGAGCUACGAAAAUGGAAUGUGUCGGAGAUUGUGGAUGCGGCGAUGAAUGCGAAAAUCAACGGUUUCAACGACGACAAUACGCCAACGUGACCGUCAUCAAGACUGAGAAAAAAGGCUAUGGCCUGCGUGCCGACUCCGAUUUACGACCCAACCAGUUCAUUUUCGAGUAUAUCGGCGAAGUCAUUAACGAAGGAAACUUUCGGAAACGUAUGAGAAGCUAUGACGAAGAAGGGAUCAAACAUUUCUAUUUCAUGUCCCUCAGCAAGGGAGAGUUCGUCGACGCCACGAAGAAAGGCAACCUCGGGCGUUUCUGUAACCAUUCAUGUAAUCCUAAUUGUUAUGUUGACAAAUGGGUUGUAGGCGAGAAGCUUCGAAUGGGCAUUUUUGCCGAGCGGCACAUCAAGGCUGGCGAGGAACUAGUUUUCAAUUACAACGUCGAUCGUUAUGGAGCUGAUCCGCAGCCCUGCUACUGCGGAGAGCCCAACUGCACAGGUUUCAUCGGUGGCAAAACACAGACUGAGCGUGCAACGAAGCUCUCCAAUGCCACCAUUGAAGCACUCGGUAUCGACGACCCGGAUGGCUGGGAUACUGCUAUCGCAAGACGGCCGCGCAAGAAGAAGACUGGCGAAGACGAUGAAGAGUAUGUUGACAGUGUGCAGCCUAGGUCGUUGAGCGAAGAUGGUGUCACCAAGGUCAUGGCCGCUCUUAUGCAGUGCAAAGAGAAAUGGAUCGCCGUCAAACUACUUGGCCGUAUUCAACGCUGCGACGAUGAGCGCGUGCGAAACCGUGUCGUGAAAAUGCAUGGAUACAAGAUUCUCAAUUCCCAGCUAACUGCCUGGAAGGACGAUUUCAAUGUUGUACUGCAGAUUCUUGAUAUCCUGGAUAAGUUCCCGAGACUUACCAGAAACAAGAUUAUCGAUUCGAAGAUUGAGUCAACUAUCCAGCCACUUACUGAGUGUGGCGAUGAGCGUGUGGAAAAGAAGGCAGCGGCUCUCUUAGAGGUCUGGUCCACACUGGAAAUUGGCUAUCGGAUUCCUCGAAUGAAAAGGGACCCAGCUGCUACAAAUAACACCCCAACAGUCAACCGCUUCGAACGACGAGAGUCAUCUAGAAAUGAUACACAACCCACGACAAAAUCGAGAUCUCGCUCACGGUCACGAUCACGUUCCAUCGAAGCCCCACGUGCUCCUGCUGCCCUUCGAAACGGCAUGGGUCCUCGCAAUUCUUACCACCAUGGUCCUCCGAGACCGUUUCGCCGGCCGCCGUUUGCCAACCCGUUACCCCAAGGCUGGUUCGCCGCGGAAUCGAAUGGGAAGACUUACUAUUAUUCUGCAUCGGGUGCCACGACGUGGAAAAGGCCGACAACUCCCGCUCCACAACCCCCUCCUCCACCGAAAUCCGAAUCGAAGGAUAAGGCAUUGCAGGAUAUCAUCGAUGGUAUCAUGAAUGCCAAAGAGAAUACCCCGAAAACGCAAGAUAGAUCCGAGACCCCUACUACACCUACGCCUAGAGAUGCGAAACCUCUCGGGAAAAAGGAACAUAAGGAAAAGUGGCGAUCAUACAGUGAAGAAAAACAAAAGAAACUUUAUGAGAAUACAAUCUUCCCCCACGUCAAAUACGUUGUGGAUAAGUUUAAACACAAACUACCAAAGGAGGACUUGAAGCGCUAUGCGAAAGAGGUCGGAAAAAAACUUGUGAACUCGGAUUUCAAAAACAACCGUGUGAGCGAUCCAACAAAGGUCAGCGACAAACAAGUAAGACAAAUCAAGAAGUACUGUAAAGAAUAUUUCGACAAAGCAGUUGUGAAACAGCGAGCCUACGAAAAGAAAAAGGCUGAGAGGAAGGCAAUGGAAGCCGCUAAGACGUCAGGCGAUGGCUCAAAGGAUGAAGCUGAGAAGCCUGGGUUGUCACAACCACAGGAGUCACAAAAUAUUAAGAAAGAGGAUGAAAGCGAGGUCGAAGACGAUAUAAAUAUGUCAGAUGAUGAUAUAGACAGAGUGGAAGAUAAGAAAUCAUCGCCAAUGAGCGUCGACGGAAAUAGCCUCAAACGGAAGAGAGAUCUUGAUGGAAACCUUGAUGUGGAUGCCGAUACUAGGGGGCCUUCACCUUGCAAAAGGACGAAAUCGGCCACUCCGCCUCCGCCACCUCCGCCACCUGGAGAUGCAGGAAUGACUCCUGGCGAUGAUGGUGAUGUGGAAAAACAUAAAUGCAAGCGGGAUGAGUUCGAAGAUGGCGAUGGAUGUAAUAGUGGCGCUUCCUCUCCAGGCAAGCAACAACAUUCUGGAUCGCCUCCGCCUCCGCCACCACCUCCACCACCUGCGGAUGCAGACGAUACGUAUGGCGCUGGCGAUGGGAAUUCCACAGAGGAUAUAGAAAACGGCUUGGAUGAGGAUGCGAAGAUGGACAUAAACAAGGUGUCUAGCGUCGCGAUGCCGGAUCGAAGUAGUGGGAAUGAAGAAGUGGAUAAGAAGGGCGUGAAUGGUGUUUCUGAAUACAAACCGUUUGGUGCCGGUUCGGUGUCUGACGAUAGGAACCUCAAACCCGUUCUUGAUGUUGACAUAAGGCCUGGUUCUUCUUGACGUGUAUAAGGCCUGUGGUUGUUAUAUCUGUUUCUGUCCACCUUGCCGUGGUCUGUUUGAACCAGGGGUGCAUGAUCAACCUCAGUGGUCAUACUCCUAUCACAGGUUUCCAACUCCGUGAGUCACGGCGUACAUCAGACAUCUUGGCUCAGCAGCGCUGGAAUCUGGACACGGGGUCUCGCCUCGCAUCUCCCCUGUCUUUUUUUCCUCUUCAACCGGCCGAGGAAAUCCAUCCUGCAUCUCCCAUCAAAUACCAUAUCACUCUUGGCGUUCGUUCAGCCGGACAUUCUCAUGCAGCUGAACAAUUAAGAAGGGCCAAAAUUCGAACGGGGACUGCCCCUAUUGACAAGGACUUGACAACAAACAUAUUAGAGAAAACGGAUAUGGCUACGAUGAAUGGAGAGCCAGCGAGCUACCUAGCGUUUGAUCCAAGCAUGCCAGAAUGUACCUACUGACUAGGUCCCAAAACACCUUUCUUGUCCCCAUCAUCCAAUUCAUCCAGUCCCGCAUGUAGAUACGCACACACAAUCAUAGCUAUUCAAGUACCUACAUCCUCAACCCACGCUCAUAGAACACCCAAUCCGCAACAACCAAUAUCACAUCACCUUCUACUGUCCUUCAGCCCGCAUAACUUCCCAUCCACUUACAUGUGUACAUACAUACACCCUUCGUUACCUGAAAAUACCAUCCCCCUUUCUUACUUCCUUCCUCCCCCUCUCUCUUCCGCUUUCCUGCUGUACCAAUAUCGCAUGCACACAGAUGCACACAGGCACACACCACCGUCCUAAUCCAAAAGAAAAGAAAAGAAAAGAAAAGGAAAAACAUGCCCGCCUUCACAAGUAUGUGAAUGCAAACCAAUAAUACAGAGCAAUUCAAUUCAAGAUCUAAUCCAAAUCCACAAGCCAUUGAUAACAGCAAAGUAGAACCCCUAUCUCACCUUCCGUCCAAACCGUAAAUUUCAGAGAAUCAAAUGCACACGUUGUGUUUCUUAGUCCUUCCUUCUACUUUUAGUAUAGUUAUGUAACUUAUUGUGUAUCUUUGAACCAGCGCUCCGCGAAGGAAAUAAUACCAAGAAACAAUCACACUGUAAAUUUUCCCACGCUGAUAUUACAAAUCAAUAAAAAUAUGUUUCCAAAAAUCAAGAUGUGUAUAUAUAUCGCUCGCCAUGCGGAAUGUAUAUGUCGCACAUGCAUUCCUUGCCGCAGAGAGGAAGCGGAAGCGGAAGAAGUGACAGCAACAGCAAGCAGCCUCAGAGCCGGUUGGUUGCUACGGACGACAGGAAGAAGGGAAAUGAAAUAGAAAUAAAUUCCUUUCCUUUCCUUUCCUUUCCUUUACAACUUUACAAGAACCCGCCUCCAGCCUGAAGCAGGCCAUGCCUAUGAAUGUAUACAUUGCACACGAGACACAUGAAAAGCGGAACCAUAAUAGAAAGAAAAAAGUUACAGGGGGAAAAAACAAUGCGUGCGUGGACAUAAAAACGGGGCGAAACCGCCACAAGCCUCCCUCCCUCCAGAAAAACGAAACAAAACUCAAUAAAAACUCUCCACCAAACUCUCUUUAUGCGUAUUCCCAAACGCCCCCAGUGAACUCUUCCCGCCACCCCCGGGCGCCGCCCCUUCGCCCAACUUAAACACACUCUCCACAACGCUCAGCUCCGUCGCCGUCGUAUCCAGGCCCAUCACGGCCAGCCAGUCGUUGACGACCAUCCCGGCACCAACGACGGGGGAGCCGCGGUUCACGCUGCCCGCAACGAGUGGCACUUGCAGCAGCGAAGAGAGCUCGUCUUGGUCUUGGAUGGAGGUUUUUGGGUGGACGAGGCCGCCUUGGUUGGAGAGGGACAUGUAGGAGCCUGUGAGGACGUUGUCGGCGAUGGUUUGGCGGAAGACUUCGACGCCGAGGACGUCGGCGAUGCUGCGGGGGUUUUAGUUUUUGGGUAUGGAAAUGAAA
This is a messenger RNA of Blastomyces gilchristii SLH14081, 7990 nucleotides long. RefSeq names its product histone-lysine N-methyltransferase SETD2. Gene Ontology annotation, molecular function: histone H3K36 methyltransferase activity; protein binding. Bases 2927 to 6043 code for a protein of 1038 amino acids. The transcript is spliced from 5 exons. Gene Ontology annotation, cellular component: nucleus; chromatin; chromosome. NCBI's taxonomy places the organism in Eukaryota, Fungi, Ascomycota, Eurotiomycetes, Onygenales, Ajellomycetaceae. Gene Ontology annotation, biological process: regulation of DNA-templated transcription. The record is from RefSeq and is a predicted model, not a curated record.